AUGACUGCCGAAGGGGAAAAGAAACGCCUUCGAUUUACGUAUGAGGACGAUAUAGUUUUAUUAAGAGAAGUUGUUUCACGAAAUCCUUUUCAGAGUAGUGACUUGUGGGAAGAAGUAAAGACCAGUGUCUUUCAAGUUACAAAAAAACUCUUUAAUAUUAAGACUAUUCGCCAGCACAUUCAGCUACUAUUAGAUCAAUGGAUCGAAAAAGAAAAAAUAAUUAAAAAAGAUGAAGACUUUGAAAUGGCUUCUACCUCCAAUAAAAAUAAUGUUCAACCUUCCAAUUCUAUAGUAGUGGAUGAAAUUGCAAAUGAAACCCCCAGAAAAAAAGUAUGCCCUAACACCAAAAACGUUUUGGUUUCCAUCCUACUGAGUCGUCUGAGGUCCCAAGACAAUUCAAAAGCUGUUAAAAGAGGAUCAUUAGAAGACAGCGAAAUUAGAGAAGGCGAAGAUAAAGCUCUAUAA
Messenger RNA from Psylliodes chrysocephalus, 465 nucleotides. The record is from the annotation of a GenBank genome assembly. NCBI's taxonomy places the organism in Eukaryota, Metazoa, Arthropoda, Insecta, Coleoptera, Chrysomelidae.